This is a messenger RNA of Physella acuta, 1689 nucleotides long. Its product is annotated as snurportin-1. Lineage: Eukaryota; Metazoa; Mollusca; Gastropoda; Physidae. Gene Ontology annotation, biological process: snRNA import into nucleus. Gene Ontology annotation, cellular component: cytoplasm; nucleus. The record is from RefSeq and is a predicted model, not a curated record.
UUGGCGGUAGAACGAGACCGAAGGGGAAUAAUUCACGUAUUCGUUUCCAGCGGAAAUAAUUUCAUGUGCUUUUAGAUUAGAACCAAAAUACCGAUCUAAAAUUAAUUCAAUAAACCUUGUUAAUAAUAAAAGGUUUUUGUAUAUAGAAAAAGAAUCAAAGAUGUCCUACUACGGAGGAUAUGGUGAUGGCUAUGGUGGUUAUGGAAGUUAUGAUGGAGGUUAUGGAAGAUAUGGAGGUGGGGGUGGCAGCGGAGGUGGAUACGGAGGAGGCAGUGGUGGUGGCUAUGGAGGAGGUGGCUAUGGCGGAGGCAGGGACAGAGACAGAGACAGAGAUAAUAACAGAAAUAGAAGGGACAAUGAUAGAUAUGGUGGUGGUGGUGGUGGAGGAGGUGGUGGAAGACGUGAUAACAACGGCGGAGGGAGAGGUGGAAGAGGUGGAGGUGGGAAAUAUGGAGGUGGUGGCGGGCGAGGAAACCGGGGUAGAGGUGGCAAAAGAGAAUACAGCGGAGGAGACAGAGAUUAUGGGAACAAACGUUUCAGGGAAGAGGAAGAUAACUGGCUUGAAUCUGAUCGUCAUGGACUUAUGCAAUCACUCUUCAUGGAGUCACCACCAGAGAAGUUUGAAGAAGAAUGGUUGUUUAUUGUGUGUCCACCUGGAAAACGCAGGGUAUUAGUAGCAGCUAAUGACAUCACACAGUCAUAUAAUAAUGCAGGAGCUGUAGACUUAAAGUUCAAGUCCUGUCUACCCAGUGGGAGUGAGCUUUUUACUGAGGUUCACAAAUAUGAUGAUAUAACCAUCCUAGACACAGUGUAUAGCCCUGAAAAAAAGCGCUUCUAUGUUGUUGAUUUGCUUCACUGGAAACAUUAUCCUUAUUAUGAUACUGAGGCAAAAUUCAGGUUCUUUUGUUUGCCAGAUAAAUUUUCACAGUUAAAGGAACCAUCAGUUGUUACAGAAAACAAUGAAUAUCCACUUGAGUUACUGCCAAAGCUUCCAUAUUCACGGUCCAACUUGGAAACUGCAUUAAAAUCUACAGAACACAAGAUUGAAGGUCUACUGUUUAUUAACAAGUUCUCCACAUAUAUCUGCAAAGAUUCAUCAAAUUGUCUGUGGUUGAAGCUGGAUCAGAUGGAGAAAAUUCUGGGCAUUCCUGUACCAGAAGGUAUUAAUUAUGCCACAACCAACACUAGGGAUGAGAAUAAGAAAGCAGAGCAGGAAGAGAGGAAGAAGCUCCGAGCUCAUAGAGAGGCAGCCAGGGAAAGACAGGAAGAAGAGAGCAGGAAGCUAGCAGAAGCUGAACAAGCUGCAGAGGGAGAUAAGUCUGGUGAGGAAAAAGAAGGGGGGGAAGCCAAAGAAGAGUAUGAUGAGGGAGGGGGCGACGCUGAGCAGGAUCAAGAGUAGAGCUUGUUGUUGUUAAGUUUUUGUUUACAUUUGUAUGAUUUUGAAUGUAAAAUUCUUCAUUCAUCAGUCUCAUUUCAAUCAUAUUUACAUAAAUGGGAGGUAAUUCUGUAUGUAUUGAAAAGAUUUUUACUUGUUAACAUAAUUUGGAGAUUUUAGAUGUCAGUCGGGUUUUAUUAGUGUACAUAAUGGAAAGAUCAGAAGGAAUUCAUUCUGCUUGUCCUUUUUUUAUUUUAUUGGAAUGCAUAGAUUGUUCCACUUUGUUGUAAUUAAUAAAUGUUGAUAUAAAGUUG